UGGUGCUCCGGCUGGGCUGGCCGCUGGGCCACAGACUGGAGCCAAGCUGGGUCUGAGGACUGUUCGGCUGGAAGGAAUGCUUUUCCCUGGGCUCCCUGUUGUCCCUCAUCUCCAACAUCCCCGUUGGAGAACCUGCAGAUCGAAAGAGAAUUCAAAGACCUCUCAACCAACGCACACGUGCAGAUCCGAUCUGCAUCCUGGUUCAAACUGUUAGAAACCCCAAAUCACUGACAGCAAAACCAGCCAUUUAUCCAGCUUAAUGAGAGGGAUGGAAAGGUGAACAAUCACCAGGCUGCUGGAAUGGAGAGCCCCCUGGCAGACUGUGCUCAGGGUGGGCAUUUCCAUGUGGUCACUCCUCUGCUGGAGAGCUGGGCACUAUCCCAGGUGGCAGGCACGACCGUCUUCCUCAAGUGUGAGAACGUGCAGCCGGCCGGCUCCUUCAAGAUCCGGGGCAUUGGGCAUUUCUGCCAGGAGGCGGUCAAGAGGGGAUGCAGACACUUGGUGUGCUCCUCAGGUCACAUAUCCACCUCUGGGACCAGAAAGAGGACGGAAGGGGGCAACGCAGGCUUUGCUGCUGCUUAUGCCGCUCGGAAGCUGGGCAUCCCUGCCACCAUUGUGCUCCCUGAGGGCACCUCCCCGCACGUGGUGAGGAGGCUGCAGGGGGAAGGGGCUGAAGUCCAGCUGGCUGGAAAGGUCUGGGACGAGGCCAGCCUGAAGGCACAAGAGUUGGCCAAGAGGGAUGGUUGGGUGAACGUCCCUCCCUUUGACCACCCCCUGAUCUGGGAAGGCCAUGCCAGCCUGGUGCGAGAGCUGAAGGCAGCACUGGGGACCCCACCGGGGGCCCUGGUGCUGGCAGUAGGCGGUGGAGGGCUCCUAGCUGGGGUGGCAGCUGGCCUCAUAGAGGUGGGCUGGCAGCAUGUGCCCAUCAUCACAGCAGAGACCCAAGGGGCACACUGUUUCAAUGCAGCCAUCAAGGCAGGCAAGCUAGUCACACUGCCAGACAUCACCAGUGUGGCCAAGAGCCUGGGUGCCAAGACUGUGGCCAGGAGGGCCCUGGAGUGCACAAAGGAGCUGGAGAUCUUCUCUGAGGUAGUGGACGAUGCCCAGGCCGUGAGUGCCGUGCAGAAGUUCCUGGACGACGAGCGCAUGUUGGUGGAGCCUGCCUGCGGGGCAGCUCUGGCUGUCAUCUACUCAGGCCUCCUGGGGAGGCUCCAGGCUGAGGGCCGCCUGAGCCCCUCCCUGGCCUCGGUCGUGGUCAUUGUGUGUGGAGGCAACAACAUCAACAGUCAAGGGCUGCAGGCCCUGAAAGCCCAGCUGGGUCAGAGCUGAGGGCCCCUCCUCCGGACGGACACACCGGCAGGUGGCCGAGGGGCCUCUGGGCUCAUGGAUGGUGCAGCCGCCUCCUACAGGAAGCCCUCCUGCUCCCUGUGACUCCCCGCAGCCCUGGCCAAUAAACCCUUUCUGAGU
Herpailurus yagouaroundi (jaguarundi) is the source of this 1467-nucleotide messenger RNA. RefSeq names its product serine dehydratase like (gene SDSL). Gene Ontology annotation, molecular function: L-serine ammonia-lyase activity; threonine deaminase activity. The transcript has 10 exons. Bases 301 to 1329 code for a protein of 342 amino acids. Gene Ontology annotation, biological process: L-threonine catabolic process; L-serine catabolic process. The record is from RefSeq and is a predicted model, not a curated record. Lineage: Eukaryota; Metazoa; Chordata; Mammalia; Carnivora; Felidae.